Molecule: messenger RNA, 1116 nt
Organism: Morus notabilis
Lineage: Eukaryota; Viridiplantae; Streptophyta; Magnoliopsida; Rosales; Moraceae
Product: vestitone reductase
Exons: 4
Coding region: 1-963 (320 amino acids)
Molecular function (GO): oxidoreductase activity, acting on the CH-OH group of donors, NAD or NADP as acceptor
Source: RefSeq, a predicted model, not a curated record
AUGGAAGGAGAGAAAGGUGCAGUAUGCGUAACUGGUGGCGCUGGAUACAUAGCAUCUUGGCUGAUAAUGAGACUUCUUGAUCAUGGUUACUCAGUCAGAACCACCGUCAGAUCUAACCCAGAGCAUAAUGAAGACCCCAGCUUUCUUAAAAGUGUGCCAGGAGCAGCAGAAAAGCUGAAAAUCUUCUAUGCGGAUCUUGAUGAUCCGGAAAGUUUUGGCGCUGCCAUCGAAGGGUGCGUCGGGGUCUUCCAUGUCGCCACUCCGGUUGAUUUCGUGAACAAAGAAGCAGAGGAAAUAGUGACCAAAAGAUCGGUAGAUGGAGCAAUAGGAAUCUUAAAGGCAUGCCUAGAUUCCAAAACGGUGAAAAAAGUUGUGUACACUUCUAGUUCUAGUGCUGUAUUCAUUAAUGGAAAGAAUUUAGAGAAAAUGGAUGAGAGCUUUUGGAGUGACACAGAUUAUAUAAGGACUCUAAAUUGGCCUUUAAGUUCGUACGCGAUUUCCAAGGCCUUAACUGAAAGGGCAGUCCUCGAAUUUUCGGAGAAACAAGGAUUGGAAGUUGUCACAUUGAUUCCUACUUAUGUUGUUGGUCCCUUCAUCUGUCCAAAGCUUCCCAGCUCUAUUCAAAUACUCUUAGAUAGCAGUGAUGAGCCUAUAAACAUAGACAUGGUGCACGUGGAUGAUGUUGCUAGAGCUCACAUUUUCCUAUUUGAACAUCCUGAGGCAAAAGGGAGGUACAUUUGUUCAUCAAUUACCACAACAAUUAAAAGUGUGUUCGAGUUGCUUUCUAUCAAGUAUCCAGAACUUCAGGCACGCAGAAAAAAUUCUGAAAUGAAGAUAGAGUGUUUGAAACUGCCAAGUGUCUCAUCAAAGAAGCUCCGAGAUUCAGGUUUCGAAUUCAAGUAUGGGGUUGAAGAAAUGUUUGAUGGUGCAAUUAAAUGUUGUAAAGAAAAGGGUUAUCUUUAGUACUUCAGUACUCCCAUAAAGUUCUGUGGUCAAUUAUCUCUGGAGUUGGUAUUUUUUUUCUCUCUAGUAUCUAUUCUUGAACUUGAAGUGUGAUGACAGAGCUGUAAAACCUAUUAUGAUCAUGAAAUAAGUACUUUCUUGUCAAAGUUUCAA